GCGCCGCUGCUGACGCCAUCUCUCCGGCACCUGCCAACAUGGAAGGUGGCGACGGUGGGCUCGCUCUGCCUGGCCGUCCGGCUCUGGGCUCCGCAGCGGCUGCAGCGACUGUCCGGGAGCUCUUGCAGGACGAGUGUUACAGUGAUUUUUUAAAUGAAGACUUUGAUGUAAAGACUUAUACUUCUCAAUCUAUUCAUCAAGCUGUAAUUGCUGAACAACUAGCAAAACUUGCCCAAGGAAUCAGUCAGUUGGAUAAAGAACUGCACUUACAGGUCGUUGCAAGACAUGAAGAUUUAUUGGCACAAGCAACUGGGAUUGAGUCUUUGGAAGGUGUCCUUCAGAUGAUGCAGACAAGAAUUGGGGCUUUACAGGGAGCUGUUGAUAGGAUGAAAGCAAAAAUUGUUGAGCCAUACAAUAAAAUAGUAGCCCGUACUGCUCAACUAGCAAGACUUCAGGUCGCCUGUGAUUUGCUUCGGAGAAUCAUUCGCAUCUUGUAUCUCAGUAAGAGACUCCAGGGACAACUGCAGGGGGGAAGUAGAGAGAUAACAAAAGCUGCUCAGAGUCUCAAUGAACUUGAUUAUCUUUCUCAAGGAAUAGAUCUUUCUGGAAUAGAAGUAAUAGAAAAUGAUCUACUUUUUGUUGCGAGAGCUCGACUUGAAGUGGAAAAUCAAGCUAAGCGCCUCCUGGAGCAGGGUGUGGAGACUCAGAAUCCAACCCAGGUCGGAACAGCUCUUCAGGUUUUCCAUAAUCUUGGAACUUUGAAGGAUACUAUUACCAGCGUCAUGGAUGGAUAUUGUGCUGCUAUAGAAGAAAAUAUCCACAGUGCAUUAGACAUCAAAGUUUUGACUCAGCCUUCCCAGUCAGCUGUGAGAGGGGCACCUGGACGAUCUACCAUGCCAGCCCCAGGAAACACUGCAGCGUUUCGUGCUUCCCUUUGGACCAAUAUGGAGAAACUUGUGGAUCAUAUUUUUACUGUUUGUGGCCAGGUACAACAUCUGCAAAAAAUAUUAGCCAAGAAGAGAGACCCUGUCUCUCACAUUUGUUUCAUUGAAGAAAUAGUUAAGGAUGGACACGCUGAAAUUUUAUACACAUUUUGGAAUUCAGUUACUCAAGCACUUUCUUCUCAGUUUCAGACAGCAACAAACUCUUCUAUGUUUUUGAAACAGGCAUUUGAAGGAGAAUACCCUAAAUUAUUGCGUCUUUAUAAUGACUUAUGGAAGCGUCUUCAACAAUACAGCCAAAGUAUUCAAGGAAAUUUUAAUUCAAGUGGAACUGCAGACCUCUAUGCUGAAUUACAACACAUGGAAGAUGAUACACAAGACAUAUUCAUACCAAAGAAGCCAGAUUAUGAUCCAGGAAAGGCUUUGAAAGACUCAUUACGACCCUAUGAGGCUGCUUAUCUGUCAAAAUCCUUAUCUCGACUCUUUGAUCCUAUCAACUUGGUUUUUCCCCCUGGUGGUCGUAAUCCUCCUUCUGCCGAUGAACUUGAAGGUAUCAUUAAAACUAUAGCAAGUGAACUAAAUGUAGCUGCUGUUGAUGCAGACCUCACAUUAGCUGUGUCAAAAAACGUCGCAAAGACCAUCCAGUUGUAUGGUGUAAAAUCGGAGCAGCUGCUCUCCACCCAAGGAGAUGCAAGUCAGGUGAUUGGACCUCUUACCGAAGGGCAGAGAAGAAAUGUGGCAGUAGUGAAUUCACUAUAUAAGUUGCACCAAUCGGUAACAAAGGUGGUUUCCAGUCAGAGCUCAUUCCCACCAGCAGCUGAGCAAACUAUAAUUUCAGCCCUAAAGGCGGUCCAUGUUCUUAUGGGAAAUGCUGUGCAACCCUUGCUGACUUCCGUGGGAGAUGCUAUAGAGGCCAUCAUCAUCACUAUGCAUCAAGAAGAUUUUUCUGGAUCAUUACCCAGUUCAGAAAAGCCUGAUGUUCCCUGUUCUCUCUACAUGAAGGAGCUUCAAGGUUUUAUUGCCAGAGUUAUGAGUGACUACUUUAGACACUUCGAAUGCUUGGAUUUUGUCUUUGACAACACUGAAGCUAUUGCCCAAAGAGCCAUUGAACUUUUUAUCCGAAAUGCCAGUCUCAUAAGACCUCUUGGUGAAGGUGGGAAAAUGCGUCUUGCUGCUGAUUUUGCACAGAUGGAGCUGGCUGUGGGUCCGUUCUGCAGAAGAGUAUCUGAUUUAGGAAAGUCCUAUCGAAUGCUGAGGUCAUUCAGACCACUGCUCUUCCAGACAAGUGAACACGUGGCCAGUAGCCCUGCACUGGGGGACGUUAUUCCAUUCAGCAUCAUUAUUCAGUUUUUGUUCACAAGAGCACCCCCUGAGCUGAGAUCCCCCUUCCAGAGAGCCGAGUGGUCCCACGCGCGCUUCUCCCAGUGGCUGGAUGACCAUCCCUCUGAAAAGGACAGGCUCCUCCUCAUCAGGGGCGCCCUGGAAGCUUACGUUCAAUCAGUUAAAAGCAGAGAAGGCAAAGAAUUUGCACCAGUUUAUCCCAUAAUGGUCCAACUGCUUCAAAAAGCUAUGUCUGCUCUUCAGUAAUAAUGUGAAGUAUAUCUUAAUCUCCAUUUUGUGCUAACCCAUCCAAGGUUUGCAAUUAAACUAACACAUACUCUAAAGGACAGCUACCAUCUACUAUUUUAAGAAUGUAAUCGAAUUUUUUGUAUUUCCUGUUGAUCUUUCCUGUUUACCUCUGAAGCCCUUCUACCUUAAAUAGCAUAAAAUGUCAAAACUGAUUCAUCAUCACCA
This is a messenger RNA of Balaenoptera musculus (blue whale), 2735 nucleotides long. RefSeq names its product component of oligomeric golgi complex 5 (gene COG5). Gene Ontology annotation, cellular component: COG complex. The transcript has 22 exons. The record is from RefSeq and is a predicted model, not a curated record. Lineage: Eukaryota; Metazoa; Chordata; Mammalia; Artiodactyla; Balaenopteridae. Gene Ontology annotation, biological process: intra-Golgi vesicle-mediated transport. The coding region runs from base 39 to 2528 and encodes 829 amino acids.